AUGUCUAGCAAGACGAUGGGGAUUUUUCUGAUCACUAUCGUCACCCUCAUUACCCGAGUCGAAGCCCAAUGCGGAUAUCAAUCCAGAUGUGGUGGUUAUCAAGCCCAAUACAUGCAACAUAUGGUACAACCACAACAAUUCGUUCAACCUUUGCCUCAACCCGUAAUUCAACCUCAACCUAUUGAUUAUUACUAUAGAACCGCCAACACCUACACUCAACCUCCAGCUGAGGUGGUUGCUGGAGUGGAAAAAGAGAUCACAACAGCCUCAAUCGCUGCUCCAAAAUCAGUGGAAUAUGAAGACAUUGACAAGAAGAUUGGAGAAUUCAAGACUACUUUAUCUGAGGAAUCAGCUUCUGCCGUUGAGAGUCCCACGGCUUCACCCGCGUCCACGUACAUCCGAGAGACGGCCGUCUAUCAACCAUACGUACCACGCCAAGUAGCUUAUAGACCUCAACCGUUACCACAAGCCGGAUGCGGCGCUAUGACACCACAGUACUAUCGUCCUGCACCGUACAUGCCACGAGGCUAUAUGAUACCGUACACACCUACGUACGCCACUCAUCCGCCACCUCCUCCACAGCCGUUGCCGACUUUGAUUCAACCUCCACGCUAUAACGCCCCGGUCAACGAUUGUUGUGGUCGAUGUUCUGCGCCUUGUGGACACGGAGUUAGAAGGUUCUUUGCAAAGUCAGCAAAAACCGUACAAUUGAACGGAAUGGAUUCAAAAACUGAAAAGGGCAGGACGGAGGUCGCUAAAGAUCCACGCUGCACAAACAAGGAACUUAAAGAAGUCAUGGACAAGGUUUCACACAAAACACCAUCGUUAGCCAAACGUCUUAUACAACGAAUUGCAGAGGAGAAAUUUGGAGGAUACUUCUCCGUCAUUUGUUCGAAGGAAGAUUUCACAUAUGUGUCCCGAGGUGAAAUGUACUGUCAAACUGAGAAUAACGGAGUCGUGUGUUACGCUUUUAAACAUCAUUGA
This is a messenger RNA of Necator americanus (New World hookworm), 984 nucleotides long. RefSeq lists its product as uncharacterized. The coding region runs from base 1 to 984 and encodes 327 amino acids. Lineage: Eukaryota; Metazoa; Nematoda; Chromadorea; Rhabditida; Ancylostomatidae. The record is from RefSeq and is a predicted model, not a curated record. The transcript is spliced from 9 exons.